AUGUGUGGAGAAACCAACCGCCCAACAUUUGGAGGCACCAUUGCUGUCAUAUUCCCCCGAGACACACGUCCAAGGUCGAGUCUCUCGGAAGCAUCAUUAUCCUCGUCACCAGAAUCGGUAUCCUCAUUUGCAUCAUCAUCAUCAUCAUCAACUGGCUCAUUGUCAUCAUACUCUCUUUUCUUUCGCGAAACAGAUGCAUUAGACCGUAAGACGAAAGCAAUCUUUCGGACGGAAGAUGGAGAGACAUACACCGCACUCAGAAGAUGCCGAAAUGUGGAUAUACGCAUUGAAAAAUAUGGCGACCUCUCCGCUACGUCCCAUCCCAAUUCCCCGCUUCAUCAGUUCUGCCUGAAUAUGGAAAAUGACAAGAACACCAACACGACGAAUCCAAGGGAGUUUGAAUUCGAGCUGCCCGAGAGGCUGGACCUGGGCGUCUCGGAGAAGGGCGUCAUUGGCCGACAAGUGACAGUUAGAGAGCAAGGGGGGCCAAUUAUUGGAACUGGAGUGGUGGGAUACAAUUAA
Molecule: messenger RNA, 522 nt
Organism: Penicillium coprophilum
Lineage: Eukaryota; Fungi; Ascomycota; Eurotiomycetes; Eurotiales; Aspergillaceae
Exons: 2
Coding region: 1-522 (173 amino acids)
Source: RefSeq, a predicted model, not a curated record